This is a messenger RNA of Osmerus eperlanus (European smelt), 759 nucleotides long. Its product is annotated as N-lysine methyltransferase KMT5A-A-like. Gene Ontology annotation, molecular function: protein binding. The coding region runs from base 26 to 550 and encodes 174 amino acids. NCBI's taxonomy places the organism in Eukaryota, Metazoa, Chordata, Actinopteri, Osmeriformes, Osmeridae. The transcript has 2 exons. The record is from RefSeq and is a predicted model, not a curated record.
UCCAACUCCAGAACAGAUCCGGCAGAUGUGGAAACCAGCCUCCAAACUGUCCAUUGAGGGUGAUGCUCACACCUACAAGAAAACAAUUCGGCAGAAUUGGAAAGGCCUGGUCAUCCAAGACUUUGGUGGAGAGAAAGGGUUAAGAGUGGUUACAACCAAGCCUUUUGCUGAAGGUGAUAUUAUCUGUGAUUACCAUGGAAUCAUCACCACAGCUGCUGAGGGGAGAGAAAUGGUGAGCCACAACUCAGAAGAAGACAUGCGUGGCCUGUUUUUCUUCAGAGCUGGGCAGACGGAACUCUGCAUUGAUGGCCACAGUCCAUGUGAGUGUCACGGAGCAGACACUUUUGGCAGAAGGAUCAAGCAUUCUUCGAAAAAGGGCAACCUGAAGCCACUUCACUGCGUCUUCAACACAGGAGAAGGUGAAAAGCAAGCCAUCCUCUUCAAGGCUUUGAAGGACAUUGACACAAACACUGAACUUUCUUUUGACCACGGUGCCAAGAGGAAGUUCUUCAGAGGAGAGGGCCUGGACCUGAAAUGGCUGGAUGAGUAGAAUAUUCAUAUGAAUGAGAGGAUUUAACAUCUUGUUGUUACAACAUCAACAGGCCCAGUGUGUAUCCCAGUACUGGGUACCUGCUGGGACUAACGAUACAUGUACACUUAUGUAAAUAGUUUUUAAUUGCAUUCAUUUUUUUACUUUUACAAAUUAGUUUAAGAAAGAAAUAUAUGUUCUGCACAAAUCCUUUUGGAAAAUUCAAUUUA